AUGAAAAUAUCAAAUAAGCUCAACGCCCCUUUACUUGGGUUGCGCCCAGGUUCAGAAGAAGAAAUAGGAAUUGAAGGAAAGAAACGUGCGGAUGAGCAUAAUGAACAAGUAACAAGCUUGUUUCAGCCCACAAAUUCUCAAGUUCACUUUGCAACCUUUAUAAAGUACGGAGGUUGUGACAUCAAUGUUUGGAUAGAACUGGAUAAAGAAGGAUGGGAAUGGUUAAGAGCACGAAUCAUUGCCAUCGAGCAGCCCUGCCGAGAUUCAGUGAACAGCGGAAAAAGAGUACCCCGAGCGAGGAGCAGGAGCCGGCGGGGAGGGGGUGGGCGGGGCUGCGCGCGCACCAGGAGCGGAGCGGCGAGCGCGCGCGCGCCGUGCGGGACCCGCGUCCGCGCCGGCGUCGUCGCGGGCGCCGCGUCGGCCGCUGGUGGCGGCGGCGGCGUAGCCGCCCGCGCCUCUCGCAGCAGCGUCACACGGCGGGCGGCAGCGGCGCGAGCGCCACCAACACCAGCAGCGCAGCCAGCGCGGCCAGCGCAGCCGGUCCGGCCCGGCCGGCCCAGCCAGCGACAGCCACAGCCCCACACGCCAGGCAGGCGACGGCGACGCGGCCCGCGCACGCCGCCAUGGACUGAGCGACCGCCCGCCCGACAGGCAGCGCCCGGUGGUGGCUUCAUGAGCAUCUUCCCCAAAUGCCCUGCAACUCCCACUGCCCCGAAUUGUCAGGUUAAAGAGGGGAAAUCG
This is a messenger RNA of Gryllus bimaculatus (two-spotted cricket), 741 nucleotides long. The record is from the annotation of a GenBank genome assembly. NCBI's taxonomy places the organism in Eukaryota, Metazoa, Arthropoda, Insecta, Orthoptera, Gryllidae.